AUGCAAAAAUGUUCAAAUACUUCAAAAGAAUGUGAACAACUAUUUAACUCUAUUUUUAAAAUUGCCAUAAAUGUAGUUAGUGCGCAAGAUGUUAAACAAUAUCUAUCUGAGCGUAAAAAAUUAAGCGAUGCUGAAAAUGCUAUAAAGGAUGGCGCAGUCAUUCAUUUAACACCGGCUGAACAAAGCGCAAACGCCAUUUUUACAGCGAUUCUUCAAUACGAAGAAUUACUAUUGUCAAACAAUGAUCCAUCGGGAAUCAAUUUCUUUAAUGCAAAAGAAGUAAUUGAAUCGACACAAAUUUAUAGUAUAUUAAAGAAAUUACCAAAAGGUUCAAUUUUACAUGUUCAUCAAGAUAGUUCUGCCACCUAUGACUACUUGAUUGAUGUUGGAACCUAUUUGCCAAAUUGCUAUAUCUAUAUGGGUAGUGAUCCAGAGAAUGGUCUUGCCUAUGGAGAUUAUCAUUUCUUUGCAAGCCAGCCAUCCGAUACCAAUUGGGUACAAAUCAGCCAAGUUCGUCAAUCAGUUUCCAAUGUCACUGCUUUCGAUGACAUGUUGCUUACCAACAUGACCCUACUUGGAAGAGACAACGGUGAUUAUGUCAACCUGUGGAGAAAGUUUGACGCUAUCUUUGCUCGUGUCUCUGGCUUGAUGACCUAUGUCCCUAUUACCAUUGGAUACAUGCAACACUUAAUCAACCAAUCGAUUGAAGACAACAUCCAACACAUAGAAGUCCGUAAAUGUUUCAGUGACUACUACGAUCUCCAGGGUAACACUUACAACGACACCUGGUUCACCCAACAAAUGAUUCAAUUAAUCCAACAAAAUAGAAUCACAUUUGACAUGCCAGAGUUAUCAUUAAAAAUAAUUGGUUGUGAUGGUAGACAUUCAAAUCAAAGUGUUGUUUAUGAUCAUAUGGAAUAUGCUUUAGAAUUAAGAAAUCAAUAUCCAGGCAUCUAUAUUGGAUAUGAUUUGGUUGGUCCAGAGGACGAAGGUUAUCCUUUGAUUUAUUUCAUCGAUCAGUUUAUGGAUAUUAUGCAAAAGGGAGACGAUAAAGAUUAUCCAUUGGAUUUCUACUUCCAUGCAGGUGAAACACUUUUAUAUAAUAACACCAACUUGUAUGAUGCCAUUCUCUUGAAUAGCAAGCGUAUCGGACAUGGUAUCCAACUUUCAAAGCACCCAAUCCUCAUGCAAAUGGUCAAGGACAACGACAUUGGAAUUGAAGUAUGUCCAAUCUCCAACCAGGUUUUAGAGUAUGUUGAUAACUUCCGUGCACAUCCAGCAUUCGAUCUUUUCAACCAAGGACUACCAGUCACCAUCUCACCGGAUGAUCCCGCCAUUUUCGGUUACUACGGUUUGACCUAUGACUUUUACGAAGUUGUCACAGCCUGGGGACUCGAUAUCUCUGGUGUUAAACAACUAGCUCUCAACUCACUCGCACAGAGUGCUUACUAUAACGAUACCGAAAGAGAUCUUGCUCUUACCUCAUGGAUUACAAAAUGGAAUACAUUCAUCGAUUAUGUUAAUACAUUAACACCUCCAUCCAAUUAA
Heterostelium album PN500 is the source of this 1548-nucleotide messenger RNA. RefSeq names its product adenosine deaminase-related growth factor. The coding region runs from base 1 to 1548 and encodes 515 amino acids. Gene Ontology annotation, molecular function: adenosine deaminase activity. The record is from RefSeq and is a predicted model, not a curated record. The transcript is spliced from 5 exons. Gene Ontology annotation, biological process: inosine biosynthetic process; adenosine catabolic process. Lineage: Eukaryota; Evosea; Eumycetozoa; Acytosteliales; Acytosteliaceae.